AUAAGUCAACCUUCUCUCCAUCACACACUCACCUAGCUCAUGGAAGAAGAAACGGAGAAGAAGAAGAAGAAGAUGGGUAGAAGAUGUCACUGUUUGGUCUUAGCAUAUCCACUUCAAGGCCACAUCAAUCCCAUGCUUCAGUUCUCCAAACUGUUGCAACAUCAAGGUUUCAGAAUAACACUCGUCACAACCCGUUUCUACUACAACAACUUGAAAACACUGCCUCCUUCUAUCGCAGUCGAAACCAUAUCCGAUGGGUUUGACCUAGGACCACCACCACCACACCAUGCUGCUACCCACAAGGCCUUCAUCGAUCGUUCUCGUGAAGUGGGGUCACAAUCUUUCGCUCAGCUUCUUCAGAAACUUGGUACAUCAAAAGAUGAUGAUGAUGAUGAGCGUGUCGAUUGUGUUGUGUAUGAUUCAUUCUUCCCUUGGGCACUUGAUGUUGCCAAGAGAUUUGAGAUAGUUGCAGCAGUUUUUCUGACUCAGAACAUGGCUGUGAAUAGCAUAUACUAUCAUGUUCACAUGGGAAACCUACGACUUCCUCUCACACAGCAUCAGUUUUCUCUUCCUGCUUUGCCCAAACUUGAGCUUCAGGACAUGCCCUCUUUCCUUCUCACGUAUGUGCAACAUCCUUAUUAUCUUGAUUUCUUUGUGGAUCAAUUCUCCAACAUCGACAAAGCUGAUUGGGUUCUGUGCAACACUUUUUAUGAGCUGGAUAAAGAGGUAGCAGAUUGGACAACUAAGAUUUUGCCAAAAUUCAGGAGUAUUGGACCAAACAUUCCAUCUAUGUUCUUGGACAAGAAACACAAAGAUGACCAAGAUUAUGGUGCUGCAGAAUUUGACAGUGAAGAAUGCUUAGAAUGGCUUGAUGGUAAGCCAAAAGGGUCUGUGGUUUAUGUGUCAUUUGGAAGUUUAGCCAUGGUUGGUGGAGGCCAAAUGGAAGAACUAGCUUAUGGCUUGAAGGAGUGUUCCAGUUACUUCUUGUGGGUGGUGAGAGCCUCAGAAGAGACCAAGCUCCCAAAGGAUUUUGAAAAGAAAUCAGAGAAGGGUUUGGUAGUGACAUGGUGCUCCCAGCUAAGAGUUUUAGGUCAUGAAGCUGUAGCAUGCUUUGUGACACAUUGUGGUUGGAACUCCAUAUUGGAAGCUUUGUGUUUAGGAGUGCCAACAAUUGCAAUACCUCAUUGGUCAGAUCAAGCCACAAAUGCAAAGCUUGUGGCAGAUGUUUGGAAAAUUGGAAUCAGAGCUUGUGUUGAUGAGAAAAAGAUUGUGCAAAGAGAAACACUGAAGCAUUGUAUAAGGAAAGUGAUGGAGAGUGAGGAAGGGAGAGUCAUGAAGAGUAAUGUCAUUCAAUGGAAGAGUUUGGCUUUGAGGGCAAUAAGUGAAGGAGGAAGUUCUUAUCAAAGUGUUUUGGAAUUUGCAAACACCUUUUUUCAUUAAGAAACGUUGUGUCUCUGUUGAAUCGAGAACUCAUGACAUUGGUUAUGAUACCAAUUUUUGGAUCGAGCACUUAUCAUUUGGCCAAAAACUAUAGUUAUCAGUCAGAGCGUAACUCUUUUUACUUAAGGGGUGUACCUACUCUUGAAAGUACAAUUAAAAUCAAACAUUUUAUGAC
Messenger RNA from Vigna unguiculata (cowpea), 1615 nucleotides. RefSeq names its product mogroside I-E synthase-like. Gene Ontology annotation, molecular function: quercetin 3-O-glucosyltransferase activity; quercetin 7-O-glucosyltransferase activity. Lineage: Eukaryota; Viridiplantae; Streptophyta; Magnoliopsida; Fabales; Fabaceae. The record is from RefSeq and is a predicted model, not a curated record.